UGAUAUGUGAACUAAACACUACCCAAUAUGUUUCAUCCUGAAUCUAUUCUUCAAAAGCUAAAGGCUAUGUUUUUAUUAUAUAAUUUCUACCCUUAUAUGUAGUGAUGGAGCUACCACCACAUCAACCAAAACCAACCCCACGGCCACCAAUACCACCACCAUAUAUGCAGCAAGAAACACCAUAUGCACCUUCUUUGUAUCCCCUAGUCGGCAUACAAAAUUGUCUGCAACUGCAUUUCAGAAAGUCUCUACUCUCUUGUCUGCCACUUGCCGGGCUAUCACUUUUCUACCACUCUCCUUCCAUUUUGUCGAUCUUAAUUUGUUGAGGCAAGGCGAAGGAUUUUUCCUACACGUUUUCACCACUCCCUUAUCUAUCUUUUAAUUUGCAUUAGUUUCAUAACCUUCCGGAUUGUUCCUUUAUCACAGGCUACAUAAGGAAAAAGUCAGUAAGAGAAAAAAUAGUCAACAACCAGACUAUAAAUAUGGCCAAUUCCCGAGGAUUCAAUUCAAUCCCUUGAACACUUAACUACCUCUGCAUAGCCUUGAGGAUUCAAACUUAAACACACAUGUCGCUUUCCUGUGCCAAAAACUUCUUCCAGAGGUUCUGGCUAGAUGAAUACCAAAUGGGUAAUAUUCCCCAUGGAAGCUUUUUGGCCAAUGAUGAUCUCCUGCCAUCUCUUGGAGCCAGAAUUAACCAGGAAAUUAGACUUAGAAGAUACGUAAUCUCCCCUUUCAAUCCUCGCUAUAGGGCUUGGGAGUUGGUACUGGUUGUUUUAGUCAUAUACUCAGCUUGGAUUUGCCCAUUUGAGUUUGCCUUUCUGCCUAACAAGGAAAAUGCUCUCUUCAUCAUAGACAACAUUGUCAAUGGUUUCUUUGCAAUUGACAUAGUGUUGACAUUCUUUGUUGCAUACCUUGACCACCAUUCUUAUCUUCUUGUGGAUGAUCCGAAGAGGAUUGCAAUCAGGUACCUAUCUUCCUGGUUUGCUUUUGAUGUCUGCUCAACAAUACCGUUUCAGUCCUUCAGCUUCCUCUUCACGAAUGGUGGCAGUGAGCUUGGCUUCAAAGUUUUUAACAUGUUUCGGUUAUGGCGUUUGAGACGAGUCAGUUCUCUGUUUGCAAGGCUUGAAAAGGACAUUCGCUUCAAUUAUUUCUGGACUAGGUGCACAAAGCUCAUUGCUGUGACCUUGUUUGCUGUGCACUGUGCGGGAUGCUUUAACUAUCUCAUUGCAGAUAGGUACCCAGAUUCCAAAAGAACCUGGAUUGGUGCUGUGUACCCAAAUUUCAAAGAAGAAAGUCUUUGGGACAGAUAUGUCACAGCAAUAUACUGGUCGAUUGUCACUCUUACUACCACUGGUUAUGGGGAUUUACAUGCUGAGAACACAAGAGAGAUGCUGUUUGAUAUCGCUUACAUGCUGUUCAACCUGGGUUUAACAUCCUAUAUCAUUGGAAACAUGACUAACCUUGUAGUCCACUGGACCAGCCGUACCAGAAAUUUUAGAGACACAGUCAAAGCAGCUUCUGAAUUUGCAUCAAGAAAUCAUUUGCCCCAUCGCAUACAAGAUCAGAUGUUAUCACAUAUAUGUUUGAGGUUUAAAACCGAAGGACUGAAGCAACAAGAAACAUUGAAUGAUCUUCCAAAGGCAAUUCGUUCAAGCAUUGCACACCAUCUGUUUUUUCCUGUCGUGCAAAAGGUCUACCUUUUCCAAGGAGUCUCACAUGAUUUCCUUUUCCAACUGAUUUCAGAUAUGGAAGCUGAAUAUUUCCCACCCAAGGAAGAUGUCAUACUACAAAACGAGUCCUCCACGGAACUUUAUGUGCUGGUUUCAGGGGCAGUGGAUCUGGUUCGCUACAUCGAUGGGCAUGAUCAUGUAAAGUUGUUCAAGAUCAUGACAUUUUAUUCAGCUUCAAGAUAUGAAAUAACUGAAUAUAACUUUCUCUCUCUACAUAAAACAAUUCAGGUUCAUGGAAAGGCAGUUGCAGUUGAUGCGUUUGGAGAGAUUGGAGUUUUGUAUCAGAUACCCCAGCCUUUUACAGUUCGUACAACAGAACUUUCGCAGAUUUUAAGACUCAACAAAACAUCCUUAAUGAAUGUUUUACAAGCAAAUCCAGGAGACGCACAGAUUAUAAUGGAUAACCUUUUAAUGAGGUUGAAGGGGCGUGAAGAUUUUGGCUUUGAAUUUCUAUGCACAGAUUCUGGGCGGUUUCCAAAUGAACUGCUUCAAGGAGAUCAUACGAUACGAAGCUCUUCUCACGAGUGUACAAAUAGUUCACAUGAGCAUUCAUUAAUGGGUGAAGGAGAGUGCAUANAUAUUAGAAAGUCUGAGAUCAGUUUGCGUAAUGUGACUAAUGAUGACCAUUUAGUCACUAAACAUAGCGUGAUCCCCGAGCAUGAAACAAGAGAAGCUCGUGCCCCUGCACGCAAAGGGAAUCUAGAUGUUGUUGAAAUUCUGCUGGAAAGAGAAUCAAAUCCUAACGCAAAUUCCAUAGGGUGGACACAAAAUGCUCUAGCAAAACAGCCGAAAAACAAGAGCAUUUAUGAUCCAAAAAGGAGUCAUGAAAAGGAGAAGUUGGAUGAAUUUAGAAUAGAGAUAGAGGAGCCAGAAAUCCUCCUUGACAGGGAUAGCUCAACGAGCAACAGAAGACAUGGUGGGAUUAGAUCUAUCGAGUAUCCAAAAGAAAAAAUAAGCACAAACUCCAAUUCAAGAAAUUCUAACUGUCGUAUCAAAUCGGCAAGGCUUCCCAAGAAGAGAGUAACAAUCCAGUUGCUAGAUGGAUGCAGGAGUAGCUCACAGGGAAGCCACGGAAAAUUAAUAAUCCUGCCCGAUUCGUUAGAAGAACUGCUCAAAAUUGCAGGUGAAAAAUUUGGCGGCUUCAACCCUACGAAAGUAGUAAAUACAGAGAAUGCAGAGAUAGAUGACAUAAAUGUAAUCCGAGAUGGAGAUCGUCUCUUUCUUCUGUGCUGCGAUAACGAAAAUUUGUGUUCGUGAUGCUAUGAAGAUAGAUAACAUCUUUAGGAAAAUAAUGACAACAGUGUAAUCGAAUCAUAAAAUGCUAAGCAUUCAGAAAGAUAUGGAAAAUCAUACAAUUAAAUUACAAAAGCUGCUCGCUGUUCAGUAUUGUUUACUUAGAACAAAAUUUUACAAUCUAGUUCAGAUAGGGCAGGCUAUAAAUCCAACAAAAC
Vigna radiata var. radiata (mung bean) is the source of this 3181-nucleotide messenger RNA. Its product is annotated as potassium channel KAT1. The transcript is spliced from 10 exons. Bases 567 to 2987 code for a protein of 806 amino acids. Gene Ontology annotation, cellular component: membrane. Gene Ontology annotation, molecular function: voltage-gated potassium channel activity. The record is from RefSeq and is a predicted model, not a curated record. Lineage: Eukaryota; Viridiplantae; Streptophyta; Magnoliopsida; Fabales; Fabaceae. Gene Ontology annotation, biological process: potassium ion transport; transmembrane transport.